AUGCAGCGCUUCCGCGUCGAGUCACUGCGGGCUCGACCAUUCCUCCUCGUCCUCUCCGUCUUAGGCCUCGCGUCGUCCGCCUCUGCCCAUGGCGGACACACAGACAAGAUCCCCGAGGGGGCAGCAGUGUCACCGGACCCUCUCGACGCGCGGUUAUGGACGCAUAUCCUCCUCAUGACCCUUUCUUUCGGCCUGAUUUUUCCCUACGGCAUGGUCCUGGGCAUCAUCCGAAGCAGAUGGCAUGUCCCCGUCCAGAUCGUGGGCACGGUGGUGGCUACAGUCGCAUACUUCCUUGGCCACAUGCAUAAAGGGCGACAGUUCAGGCACCCCAACAUCCAUGCCAGCUUUGCCAACAGCCUGGUUUUGAUGCUGAUCGUACAGGUCGGUCUGGGUAUCGGGCUCAAGUUACAUCUGGAAGAGAAGAGCGGAUGGGUGGGGAGGGUUUUUGGAGGCAAGGUGGGAAGAGGCGGUCGACGCGGAGUGGUCAUAGUGCAUGGCUGGUUGGGAAAGGCCAUGCCCAUCAUCUCAUGGGCACAGAUGCUGUUUGGCGGCAUUGUCGCAAUGGGCUAUUGUCGCGGAGACCACCUAGGUCAAUGUCUGGCACAUUUUAUCAUGGGAUCUGCCUUCAUCGCCUACGGAAUCAUCAUGACCCUCCUCUUGCUCAUCGGUCAGGCGUGGCUCAGACGUACCGGACGCAGUCAAGAGUUCUUCGACAGCAUUGUCAUUGCGGCCUGGGGUUGCGUCAACACCUUCACCGAGCAUCGAUGGGGCCAUCCUUGGGUUAAGAACGACCUGCAGCACACAAGCAUGGGCAUCGUAUGGUGGUGCGCGGGACUCCUCGGUGUCUGGCUUUCCAGGUCCAGAAGUGGACGGCCGAAGCGCAACAUCCUGCCUGGCAUUGUUAUCGUGCUCACUGGAUGGGCAAUGGGCGGACAUCCCCAGGAGUUGCCAUUGAGCACUAUGGUCCACACUGUCUUCGGUUACACGCUGAUGGCGGCUGGGGCGGCACGGAUCGUUGAAAUUUCCUUCUUGCUCAGAGACAGCAGGGGAGCCGGUGAAGCCAACAGUUGGCAGCAUCUACCACCGUUUCUCCUCUACGCAUCUGGUUUUCUGUUUAUGGGUGCCACCGAAGAACAGAUGCACCUCUUGUCUGAUGCCAACGUCACACACGUCAGCUACAUCCUGAUUCUAUACUCGGUCGCGUUUCUGCUCUACCUCUUUGUCAAUAUUCUCCUCUACGUUUACGCAUCUCAUGCCUGGCCGGACGACGAGAGUAAUGGUCUCCGUGGCCCUCCGCCCACUACCCACUCUCUGGGCACCACCGCGGGACCGAGCCACUCUAGAAAGGUGUCGAUCCUCCGUGACUUGAACGGCCAUGUUCCGGGGCCCGCCAACGGGUCGGUGAGACUGCCUCGCCACCGAGGCUCCGACAGUCAGCAAGUUAGAGACGCUGAAGAAUUCGAGCUCGAAGGGUUGAUGAGCGAUGGUGAGCAGGAAGAUGGUUUUGUGAAACCGAAAAGAAUAGGAUCAGCCGUGUAA
Exophiala spinifera is the source of this 1539-nucleotide messenger RNA. RefSeq lists its product as uncharacterized. NCBI's taxonomy places the organism in Eukaryota, Fungi, Ascomycota, Eurotiomycetes, Chaetothyriales, Herpotrichiellaceae. Bases 1 to 1539 code for a protein of 512 amino acids. The transcript is spliced from 2 exons. The record is from RefSeq and is a predicted model, not a curated record.